AUGAAAGGAAUUCUAUUCACGUGUGAUGGAAGAAUAUCUAAUGUCUUGGAAUGCGCCACGCUGAGGAAACAGCAUGAAAUUAAAUUGUUGUUGGGCUUCCGUAAUAAUCGUUGCUAUCCUCACAAUGAACAGCUAAUGGAAUUACGAAAUUUGGUCAACAAUGAAGGAUUUUUCUGUUUGCGCAGUGUUUACUUAGAGAUAAGAAUGAGAAUAAAAGAAUAA
Molecule: messenger RNA, 222 nt
Organism: Clunio marinus
Lineage: Eukaryota; Metazoa; Arthropoda; Insecta; Diptera; Chironomidae
Source: the annotation of a GenBank genome assembly